UUGAUGUCUCUGUACAUUUAUCUUCAUCUUUGUCUCUUUUUCUCUUUGACAGAAUCCCAAGGACUGCAGCAAAGCCAAGAAGCUAGUAUGUAACAUCAACAAAGGCUGUGGCUAUGGGUGUCAACUCCAUCAUGUGGUAUACUGUUUCAUGAUUGCAUAUGGCACCCAGCGAACACUCAUCUUGGAAUCUCAGAAUUGGCGCUAUGCCAAUGAUGGUUGGGAGACUGUGUUUAGACCUGUAAGUGAGACAUGCACAGACAGAUCUGGCAUCUCUACUGGACACUGGUCAGGUGAAGUAAAGGACAAAAAUGUUCAAGUGGUCGAGCUCCCUAUUGUAGACAGUCUUCAUCCUCGUCCUCCUUAUUUACCCUUGGCUGUACCAGAAGACCUCGCUGAUCGACUCUUAAGAGUCCAUGGUGAUCCUGCAGUGUGGUGGGUGUCUCAGUUUGUCAAAUACUUGAUACGCCCACAACCUUGGCUGGAAAAGGAAAUAGAAGAGGCCACUAAGAAGCUUGGCUUCAAACAUCCAGUUAUUGGAGUCCAUGUCAGACGCACAGACAAAGUGGGAACAGAAGCAGCCUUCCAUCCCAUUGAGGAGUACAUGGUACACGUUGAAGAACAUUUCCAGCUUCUUGCUCGCAGAAUGCAAGUGGAUAAGAAAAGAGUAUAUUUGGCCACCGACGACCCUUCUUUAUUAAAGGAGGCAAAAGCAAAAUACCCCAAUUAUGAAUUUAUUAGUGAUAACUCUAUCUCCUGGUCAGCUGGACUACACAAUCGAUACACAGAAAAUUCACUUCGGGGUGUGAUUCUGGAUAUACAUUUUCUCUCCCAGGCAGACUUCCUAGUGUGUACUUUUUCAUCCCAGGUCUGUCGAGUUGCUUACGAAAUCAUGCAAACACUGCAUCCUGAUGCUUCUGCAAACUUCCACUCUUUAGAUGACAUCUACUAUUUUGGAGGCCAAAACGCCCACAACCAGAUUGCUAUUUAUCCUCACCAACCUCGAACUGAAGAUGAAAUCCCCAUGGAACCUGGAGAUAUCAUUGGUGUGGCUGGAAAUCACUGGGAUGGUUAUUCUAAAGGUGUCAACAGAAAACUGGGAAAAACAGGACUAUAUCCCUCCUACAAAGUCCGAGAGAAGAUAGAAACAGUCAAGUACCCCACGUAUCCUGAGGCUGAAAAGUAAAGCUUAGGUAUUAAGAGAUGGACGAUAAAACUCAGCUGGAAUAAUUUCAGCCAACCAGUAGAUGAAGAAGGCCCAGACCUUUUCCCAUUGUUAAAUGAUAGAUACCCUCGGCACCAAGAGCAACUGGGAACUCUCAGAUGUUUCAUUGGUGGAAUUUCUCUUUACCAAGGGUAUAAUGUCCUCAAGCCCAUGCACAGUACAAUAAUGUACUCACAUACAACAUGCAAAUGGAUUAUUUUCUACUUUGCCCCUUCUUUAAAUAUGUCCCCAUGAAACAAACACUGCCACAUUAUAUAAUUUAAGUGACACAUUUUAUGUGAGACUUCAAACAUGGUGCCUAUACCUGAGAGACCUAUGUGACUUAUUGAGAAGACGUGAACAGCUCCCUGUGGGGAAGAUGAUUCUUAGCCAGUGGUGGUGGUAACCACCAAAUUCACUCCAGUCAACGAUUCAGAAUAUGAAUGGAUGAUUUUUCCUUUAUAAGGUUGUCUGGAUUUUUUUUUUAAGUAAUUGCAUCAGUUCAAUUCAUCCACCUCAUUAAUAAGUAAAAGAUAACAUCAGAAAAUAAAAUGUUCACUCUUCAUUAGGAACUUUUGUAAAACAAUGCCAUGAACAAAUUCUUUAGUACUUAAAAUGUUUCUGGACAUUCUCUUUGAUAACAAAAAAUAAAUUU
Messenger RNA from Castor canadensis (American beaver), 1856 nucleotides. The record is from RefSeq and is a predicted model, not a curated record. Lineage: Eukaryota; Metazoa; Chordata; Mammalia; Rodentia; Castoridae.